GGGCGUGGCUUGCUUGAGGACUUUCUUUUUCGGAGCGGGGCGGCGGGGCCCACAUCCUAAGGCUCCCCUGCGCCCGCUCGGUCCUGCGCUGAACGCUCUGCCCCCUGCGCUCCGCCGCGGCCAUGGUCAUCCGACUCUUCGUCGCCUCCUCCUCCGGCUUCGUGGCGAUAAAGAAGAAGCAGCAGGAUGUGGUCCGGUUCCUGGAAGCCAACAAGAUUGAGUUCGAGGAGGUGGACAUCACCAUGUCAGAGGCCCAGAGACAGUGGAUGUACCAUAAUAUUCCGGUGGAGAAGCAGCCAGCUCAAGGAAACCCACUUCCGCCCCAGAUCUUCAACGGGGACCAGUACUGUGGGGAUUAUGACAGCUUUUUUGACGCUAAGGAAAGCAACACGGUCUUUUCAUUCCUGCGCCUGAAACCCAGAUUGGCGUCCAAGGCAGAGCCCUAGGAGGGAUGUCAGACGGAGGACAGACGCCCGCUUCGAAGAACCAGACGGUCCCCGGACACCGACCCUCCGCUUCCCGAGUCCCUGCGCUAAGCCAGUCUGCGGCGCCGAAAUUCAGCUGGGCCUCGCCGGCCGCUCCCCGAAGACGCAGGACAGAGGGGGCUGUAAAAAAAAAAAAAAAAACGGGUGACGCAGGGGGGCUCGUUUCUUCUUUCCCAUCUUCUCCCCGGGCGACGGGAUUGAGGGAUUAGCACGCGCCCGGCACCGCCGCCCUUUCUCCGCACCCCAGGACCCGCAGAGACGCGGCCGGUCGGUCAAACCGGCCGUCGCCCGGUGAUGUUUAUCGCGCGCCUGCUACGCGGGCGGCCCUGUACGAAGCACUCGAGAGAGAGUCCGUUCCCACGGAAUCGGCGGACGCGGUCCCCGCCCGUUACGAGCCGGGGGCUACGGCCUAGCGGGUAGAACCCGGGCCCGGGAGUCAGAAGGACCUGGGUUCUAAUUCCGCUCGUCCGCUGCGUGACCCUGGGCAAGGCCCUUCGCUCCCUCGGGGCCCUCGUCCGGAAAGCGGGGAUCGAGGCCGCGAGCCCCAGGCGGGACGGGGGGCCGCGUCCGACCCGAUCCGCUUCGCAUCCGCCCCGGCGCUCAGAGCGGUGCUUGGCACGUAGUAAGCGCCUAACCGGUGCCAUUAUUAAGUGUGGUGUCUGCCCUCUCCGGGGGGAGCGUAGCCCAUCCUCCGUCAGCAGGGCCGCCCGCGUCCGGUUUCGCGACGUCGGGUCGGCGGCGGGCGUGGGAUUUUUCCCGACGGCCGAAGGGGAGGACGCUCUGGUUCGGGAGGGCCGACCUCCCCCCGGGCCCGGUCGGGAACGACUUCGCCCCGGCUGGUUCCCGGUCCCCCGCCUCACGAGCCGGCCGCGUCGAUCCCACGGGACCGGAGGGAUCUGGGAGAAGAGUCGAGGAUUCUUCCCCGCCCGGCUUUUUCGGCGGAUCGACUCUCGGAAGGAAGAGCCGCUUGAAUGGGAGAGAGCCGACGGAUUGCCGCCCGCGGUUUGUUUUCGGUGGAGCCCCGCGCGAUCUGCUGCUUUGGCCCCUCGGGAGAGGAACCCGUUUUUGAGAGGAAGGGUGUUGGUGGGGGAAUGUUUCGUGUAGCUACCGACGAGACGUGUUCAAUAUUUAUCAUGAACCCGACGCAGCUGGGUGUCUUCCUUGUCCUUGCGUAACUGUCCUUCGUUCCCGUUCGUGUUUUUAAAAACACCGAGGGUUUCCUGGGCAAGA
This is a messenger RNA of Ornithorhynchus anatinus (platypus), 1715 nucleotides long. It is a transcript of the gene SH3BGRL2, whose product is annotated as SH3 domain binding glutamate rich protein like 2. Bases 123 to 446 code for a protein of 107 amino acids. Lineage: Eukaryota; Metazoa; Chordata; Mammalia; Monotremata; Ornithorhynchidae. The transcript has 4 exons. Gene Ontology annotation, cellular component: cytoplasm. The record is from RefSeq and is a predicted model, not a curated record.